Messenger RNA from Rhizoctonia solani, 4620 nucleotides. Its product is annotated as Retrotransposable element Tf2 protein. Bases 1 to 4620 code for a protein of 1539 amino acids. The record is from RefSeq and is a predicted model, not a curated record. Lineage: Eukaryota; Fungi; Basidiomycota; Agaricomycetes; Cantharellales; Ceratobasidiaceae. Gene Ontology annotation, molecular function: nucleic acid binding; zinc ion binding. Gene Ontology annotation, biological process: DNA integration. The transcript has 3 exons.
AUGGCAACCCGCUCCCGGAGCACCGCUCGUCCCCCGUCCCCUCUUGAUCAAGGAGAGCUGGGACCCGCUAUUUCGGCAACCGCCGAUGAGCCAACAAACCUCGAACCCGAGGUCUACGGGGAAAUAUCCCUCGGACGAGCAAUCUCCCUUAUCCUGGGAUUGCAAAAUCAAGUCCUCCGACUCGAGCGGGAACUCGAAGAAACAAAGGAAGCAACAAAGGAAGCCCGAGACUGGAUGGGCGCGGUCGAUCAAGCCCUCACUCGCAUCGAGGCUAGGGGUGGAGCCCCCCACACCCAGAAGACCGGAAACCUCCGGCAUGCGCCCCUCGUCGCCUGGGCCGUCCCCUCCAAAGCUCCCCCCGCCUUUGCACAACCAACUCCCGUCCGGGCCCCCCUGCGAGUCCAUACUCCCCCUCCACCUUCGCCUAUCCGCCUCCGUUCCCCCCAAGUCCCACAACCAGCGGCCCCUGUAGCCACUUAUCAAACCCCUGUCAAGGUAGACCACCCUGACGCCUAUACAGGGAAAAUAGGGAACGAAGCCCGCCAAUGGCUCACGCGAAUGUUGGCAUGGGUACGUCUAAAUCAAAGGAUGUUCCCAACUGAUCAGGAGGUUCUAUCAUUCCUCCUGAUGAAUAUGAAGGACGUGGCAGGAGCCUGGGCCCAUCCCCAUCUUGACCAACUAGGGUCCCACAGGGCCCUAAUCCAAUUGGUCGACGACUUCAGGACGGAGUUCUUGGCUGCAUUUGGUAACCCGGAUGCUACGCGAGCCGCUGAGCGGCAAAUCACCCACCUUACUCAGACAGGCACCUGUGCUGAGUACAUUACAAAGUUCAGGACCAUUGCCAUGGACCUGGACUGGAAUGACGCCGCCCUCCGUGGGCAAUUCGCACGUGGCCUCCACUGGGAGGUCAGCCGUCUCAUUGCUACCCGAGAGCGGCGCCCCACCACACUCCUUGAACUGCAGAAUGCAGCCCUGGUCAUCGACAACGCCCUCCGUGAGGAGCGCGCCAGCCACCCGCCUAAGGGUAAUAAGUCUGGCACCUCCACUACCACCCCCAAUAGGGGGGCGAGUACCGGCCAGCAGGCCACAAGACCAGGGCGCCUCUCCAGCAACCCCAACUUCGUCUCCGAGGAGGAACGCAACCGCCGCAGGGCUGAAGGCCUCUGCAUCAAAUGCGGUAAGACGGGCCAUAAAUUUGCGGAAUGCCGCACUGGCUGGAAAGCCACACCCAAGGAGGAAGGUGUCAAAAGGAAACCGCCAAAAUUGGCGAAGAAUCUGGACCCGAAUUGGGAAAAGAUUAAGGAGAAACAAGCGGAUCACUUAGAAGUCCUGAUAGAUUCAGGCGCCACCUCAUCCUUCCUACACCCACGAACCGCCGAGGCAUUACGCCUACCCCUAAUAGAUCUCCCUUCACCCCGCACCAUUACUAUGCUCGAUGGGUCGAGCCCCCAAGCUGGCAAGAUCUGGAAAAAGGCUAACCUAACCUUCUCCUUUGAUGGCAAACGCAUGACCGAGACCUUCCUUAUUUGCAAUACAGGGUCCCAUGCCGCCAUCUUAGGAUUGAAAUGGUUGGACGCCCAUAAUCCGGAGAUUGAUUGGAAUUUGCGUACACUCUCCUUCCCUCACACGCCACCGGAACAGGUUGCCAUUGCCGAAGAGGAGGAAGCUGACAAGAACCCCCUCAAAGGAGUACCCUCUGAAUACCACCAAUAUGCCAAGGUAUUUGGAGAAGAAGAGUUUAACAAGCUUCCCCCGCACAGGCAUUACGACAUUGGCAUUGAGCUUACGGAGGAGGGCCCCCUUAACUCGCCCCUUUAUAGCAUGACUGAUGCCGAAUCCGCCACACUAAAAGACUGGCUCAGGGACGAGCUCAAAGCUGGGAAGAUCCGUCCCAGCAAGUCAUCCAUCAGCUCCCCCGUCAUGUUUGUCCCCAAAAAGGAUGGAUCCCGUUGCUUGGUUGUAGACUAUUGUUGCCUAAAUAACCGGACCAAAAAGAACGUGUACCCACUACCCCGUCCCGAUGACCUAAUGGCCCAACUCCGUGGCGCCAAGGUGUUUACUAAAUUGGACCUUCGGUGGGGUUACAACAAUGUCCGUGUCAAAGAAGGUGACGAAUGGAAAACUGCGUUCUGUACCAAAUAUGGCCUUUACGAAUCCCUUGUCAUGACCUUUGGCUUAACUAACGCCCCCGCCUCAUUCCAACACUUCAUGAACGACCUAUUUAAGGACCUAUUGGAUGUAUGCGUCAUCAUCUACCUUGAUGACAUUCUGAUUUACUCUAAAGAUGACGCAUCACACACACAUCACGUUCAUGAAGUCUUACGGCGUUUGAUGGAAGACCAGCUGUUCUGCAAAGCGUCAAAAUGUACCUUCCACGUUACCUCUGUGGAAUACCUUGGGAUUAUUGUCUCUGAUAAGGGUUUUAGCCUGGAUAAGCUUAAAAUCCAGGCGGUACAGGAAUGGCCGGUACCCACCAAAGUCAAGGAAGUCCAGUCGUUCCUGGGGUUUGCCAAUUUCCUCCGUCGCUUUGUCGCCAACUUCAGCCACAUGGCUAGGCCGCUACACAACCUAGUCAAGAAAGACACGCCUUGGAAGUGGGACACAAAAGAACAGAAAGCAUUCCAAGGGCUGAAGGACGCCAUAACCAACGCCCCCGUACUCUGUCACGCUGACCCUACCAAGCCCUAUUUCUUAGAAACGGAUGCUUCUGGUGCAGCCUUAGGCUCCAUUCUCAGCCAACGACAGGAAGACGGCCGCCUCCAUCCGCUUGGCUUCCUAUCCAAAUCAUGCAAAGGAGCCGAGCAGAACUAUGACACACACAAUAAGGAACUCCUAGCAAUCAUUCGUUCCUUUGAGUAUUGGCGCAUAUUCCUGGAAGGCACCGCACAUCCCAUCACGGUAUUCAUGGAUCAUCGCAACUUGGAGUAUUGGAAAGAGUCCAGAACAUUCAACCGACGUCACGCCAGAUGGCACUUGUUACUAGCUGGGUAUAACUUCCAAAUCGUAUACCGCCCCGGGAAACAAUCAGGAAAGCCGGACGCACUCUCACGCCGAUCAGACCAUGCCGAUAUACCUCCUGCCGACCAGACCAUGCUCCCCGACCCUGUCUUUGCCAACGUAGCUCUAGUCACUCCUGAAAAGGAACUCCAGCGUCAAAUUGAGGCCAGUCUAGACCAAGACAAAUCCCUGGAAGAAAUAUUACAAUUCCUCCAGAACGAGUCCAAGGCACCACCGUCUAUCAAACGAGCAUUUAAGGAUUACGAGAUGGAAGCAGGCCUACUCUUCUACCAAGGGCGAAUUGUGGUACCAGACGUUGGGACAUUGAGAACAGACUUGCUCCGUAUAUUCCACGACAGCCCCUUGGCCGGCCACCCAGGCAGACAACGGACCUUAGAACUGGUAUCCAGGAACUACUACUGGCCUGGUAUCCGUGCAGACACGUAUUGGCAUGUGGACUCCUGUGAAACGUGCCAAAGGAUUAGGAAGCCCAAAUACGCGCCGAUCCCGCCUCAGCUGCUCGAACUUCCUGUUAAACCCUGGCAACACGUGUCUUACAACAUGAUAGUGGAUCUGCCCAAGGAUGGAAGUAACAACUCCAUCUUGGUCAUAGUGGAUAGCUUCACAAAGUAUGGAAUCUUUGUCAAAUGUUCCAAGAAGCUCAAAGCACCUGAACUGGCGGAGUUGUUCUUGGAGCACGUAUGGAAACGGCAUGGUAUGCCCAAGAAAACGGUCUCAGAUAGAGGAAGGGUCUUCAAUAACAAAUUCCUGAGGGCGCUGUACAAACGCCUAGGAAUAGACCCCCACUUCUCCUCGGCAUACCAUCCCCAGAGCGACGGACAGACAGAACGGGUUAACCCAUCCAUUGAACACUUUCUCAGGGCAUACUCAGGAGUCAACCAACGGGACUGGACCAAAUGGUUACCCAUGGCCAAAUUUGCGUACAACAAUGCGGUCCACAGCAGCACGGGGAAAACACCAUUCAAAGCCUUGUACGGAUGGGAACCGACCCUGACACCUUCUAACGUACCCACGGAUGUACCAGAAGCCGACGACUUAGCCCAGGCAAUGGAGGCACAAUGGAGGGAAGUGGAAUCGGCACUCCGGCAAUCCAAGCAACGCAUGACGGCCGGAGAAGAGGGAAGCCCAAUAGAGUUUGAGAUUGGAGAAGAAGCCUGGCUGGACGCCAAAAACGUCAACCUCAAAACCUUAAGUCCAAAGCUUACAGAACAACGCCUAGGACCAUUCAAAGUUAUUGAGAGAAUCUCCGACCGGGCCUACCGCCUAGAACUGCCUCCUACCAUGCGAAUCCACAACGUCUUCUACGUAGGACUCCUAUCUAAAGUAAAAAGGGACAAGAAACGCGCCUUCAAGAACCGCCCCCCACCAGUCACCGUGGAUGGGGAAGAAGAAUACGAGGUAGAGGGGAUUACCGAUGCAGAAGAACGGAACGGGAAAUGGUUUUUCAGGGUAAAAUGGAAAGGUUACGGCUCGGAAGAGAACACAUGGGAACCCCGGGAGAAUCUGAAGAACGCAGAAAAAAUUUUGAAAAAAUACGAAGAAGACAUGAAGAAGAAGGCCCUCGGCGCUGCCAAGGCCCUUAGAGGGGGGGCAGUGUCGUAG